Messenger RNA from Exserohilum turcica Et28A, 459 nucleotides. RefSeq lists its product as uncharacterized. The coding region runs from base 1 to 459 and encodes 152 amino acids. The transcript has 2 exons. NCBI's taxonomy places the organism in Eukaryota, Fungi, Ascomycota, Dothideomycetes, Pleosporales, Pleosporaceae. The record is from RefSeq and is a predicted model, not a curated record.
AUGUCCUACCCGUCGUACGACAACGCGAGCCUGGACCAGCACCGACGCACCCCCGAACCGGGUUCUUCGUCCACGCCCUCGACGGUAACGCUGAACUCGUCAAGCCUCCUCCCCACGCCCUCGACCUUCUCGCUGUACACGUGCUCCGCGUCAUCGCCGCCAUCGACGCACUCUGCGCCGCUGUCGCACUCGCACAAGACGCUGCGCCGCAUUCUGCCGCACGAAUACGAAUUGGCGUAUGCACGGCUCAACGGGUCCGACGACGUGCAUGUGCUGGGGCACAGCUGUGCGGGCGGAAAGGGAAAGGGCAAGAUGAUGGUGGUGGGCGAUGAGGUGCAUGCUGAUGGCACGCAGAGCGAGGUGCUGCAGUGGAGGGGCGCCGGCGCGCAUAGUGUGCUCGGGUCACAUGCUAUGAAUUAUACGGGUUCGAGGAAGAUGUGGAGUCAUGAUGUUGUGUAA